This is a messenger RNA of Prosopis cineraria, 2239 nucleotides long. RefSeq lists its product as uncharacterized. NCBI's taxonomy places the organism in Eukaryota, Viridiplantae, Streptophyta, Magnoliopsida, Fabales, Fabaceae. The coding region runs from base 13 to 2034 and encodes 673 amino acids. The record is from RefSeq and is a predicted model, not a curated record. The transcript is spliced from 10 exons.
UGAACCAACUCAAUGAACAUCUUCUCUGAAAGCUACUUCUCAUCUUCUCGAACAAUCCACACUACUUCUACUUCAACAUCAACCGCCCUCUUGCCCUCUUUCUUUUGGCCCAAGCUUGUGUUUUCCUCCCACCAACACUCUCAUGAAUUUAAUAGCUGCUGUUUCCAUGUUUCUUCCGAGCGUCGGACUAGGUUCAAGCUUGGGUAUACCCGACUCUCUUCCAUGGCCAGCCAAGUAGAUUCCUCACUGCUUCAUUCCCCUUCUGAGAUUAGGAAGAAGAAAAUCAAUGGUCAUCAAAGAAGAAAGGAACUUGAAAGAGAGGUAUCUAUGCUUCAAAGGUUGUUGGAUCAAGAAGAAAAGGUUCAUGAGAUUUUGGAGAUGGUUUAUAAUCGGCCGAACGGUGCAGCCAUAUCAAUUCCAAAUUUUCUUCCUCCCAAGACAAAAGAGCUUUUAACAGAACUAGUUGUGGUUGAGGGUGAGAUAGCGCGACUUGAAUCCCAAAUAAGCCAACUUCAAGCUGGUUUGAAAUUGGAACAAGAAGCCACUAAACAAUCAAAAUCAAAAUCUUGGAAUCAAGACAAGCUGAACAAUUCAAACAGUUAUUUAUCACCUGCACCAAUUCCAAUUCCAAUGCCAAGCCCUGCUCAAAGAAGUGUUCAUGAGAGAAUGGCAUUUGAGACAAAGGCAUUGCACUUCAUAAGCAAGGCUAUAAAGGGCGAUUAUCAUCUCAAUGACUUCACUCUUAAUGAGAAAUCUGGGUUUUUGAAAAGUUCUGAUGAACAGAAAGAAAACAAUUUUCACGAAGAUGUGAAAUUUCAAGAUAGGCAUCCGAGAAAAGGGGGGACGCUGAAGCCUAAUUCUUCACCUUUUCGAGACCCUCGCCAUCCAUCACCUAAGCUGAGGGAACGAAAUUUAGAGAUGUAUAUAGAUCCGCCAACAAAAUCUUUACUGGACCCACUUCUGUCAGAAGAGAACGAUCUGAAAUGGCAACCCAACAAGCUUUCUGAGAGCAUCAUGAAGUGUUUGAAUUUCAUAUACGUGAGACUACUCAGAACAUCAAGAGCAACAGAGUUGGAAAAAUCAGGGCCCAUUUCCAGGUCUGUGCACUCUUCUUUAAGCGCAAGAAGCUUCAGGGUGGAUCCUGGCAUGAACCCAAAAUCAAGCCUUAUGUUGCAGAGGGAGUCAAGGCAGCAAGACCCAUAUGGAAUUUUCGAUGCAGAGGAGUCCAUUCCCCGAGAUAUUGGUCCUUACAAGAAUCUGGUUAUAUUCACCUCCGCUUCUAUGGAUUCGAAGUUCAUCUCAAGUCCUUCCUCUGUUCCAUUACUUAGAAAGUUAAGGGUAUUGAUGAAUAAUCUUCAGACAGCUGAUUUGAGCAGCCUUACCUAUCAACAGAAGUUAGCAUUCUGGAUCAACAUGUACAACGCUUGUAUCAUGCACGUACGGUAUUUAUCUCAGGGUUUUAUCCAAUACGGGGUGCCAUCCACACCGGAAAAGUUACUUUCACUGAUGAACAAGGCAACUCUCAAUGUAGGAGGCAACACAAUGAAUGCUCAAACGAUAGAGCAUCUCAUUUUAAGGAAAAGAGCAGCUUCAAAUAUAAAAGAGGUACAUCGAAAAAGCGAGUGGGAGGAGAAAGAAUCAAUAGUACGAGAACUAUAUGGUCUUGAAUCUAUGGAUCGAAACGUCCUAUUCGCUUUGUGCUGCGGAACUCGUUCUUCCCCUGCAGUAAGGAUUUACACAGCGGAAGGGGUGAUAACAGAGUUGGAGAGAUCAAAACUAGACUAUCUGCAAGCUUCAAUUAUGGUGACCAACACUAGAAGAAUGGCGUUUCCAGAGCUGUUACUGAGGAACAUGCUUGAUUUUGCGAUGGACACGGACUCAUUGGUGGAAUGGGUGUGUAACCAGUUACCAACCUCAGGUAGUCUAAGGAAAUCAAUGGUGGAUUGUUUUAGAGGCCAUGCCAAUAUCAAGGCAUCCACCAUUGUGGACAAGAUACCCUAUGACUAUGAAUUUCAAUACUUCUUGUCUGUGUAAAGAAUAAAGAUAGUUCUUUUUUCCCUCCCUCUUCUUUUGCAACCAAAAAAAAAAAAAUCUAUGUACAAUGCAAUUACAACUUGUGUAUGAAAAUUAUGGAAAAUACGGGAUGAUAAUAAUGAGGGUAUUGUGCAAGAAUUGGACAAAUUUAAAUGAUAUUUUGUCACAUUUAUCUUUUGAAGAAUAUCAAUGUCUCAUUGGCUCA